CGAUAUAUCAUCGCAUAUUCGUAUCCCUGUGGUGGUCUUCAGUUCAACUAGUGCGUGACCUUUGUGUGAAAACGAAAGCCACAAUACUCUUUUCUCUCUCCCUUCUCUUUCUAGAAUCUGCGUUUCCUUUUGUUGCUCUGCUUCGCGUUCGUGUUCUACGUCGUCGUUUUUGAGCUGGUUAAAGGGAUUCUAUUCUAGGGUUUCACGCAAGAAGAAGAAGAAGAAGAUGACGACGACGAUGGAGAGCUUGAUUGGGCUGGUGAACCGAAUCCAGAGGGCUUGCACGGUGCUCGGUGACUAUGGCGGCGCUGAUAACAACACCUUCUCUUCUCUCUGGGAAGCUCUUCCUUCUGUUGCUGUUGUUGGUGGCCAGAGUUCAGGGAAGUCUUCAGUUUUGGAGAGCAUUGUUGGUCGUGACUUUUUGCCAAGAGGAUCAGGGAUUGUGACUAGGCGUCCAUUGGUGUUGCAGCUUCAUAAACUCGAAAGUGGGUCGCAAGAGUAUGCCGAGUUUCUUCACCUGCCCAGGAGAAAGUUCACUGACUUUGCUUUGGUCCGCCAAGAAAUUCAGGAUGAAACUGAUAGAGUAACAGGGAAGACAAAACAAAUAUCUCCUAUUCCAAUUCAUCUUAGCAUCUAUUCGCCAAACGUUGUCAACCUAACUUUGAUUGAUUUACCGGGUCUGACUAAAGUGGCUAUAGAGGGACAACCUGAGAAUAUUGUUCAGGAAAUUGAAACUAUGGUUCGUUCUUAUGUUGAAAAGCCUAAUUGCAUCAUACUAGCAAUAUCUCCAGCCAAUCAAGACAUAGCAACUUCUGAUGCUAUUAAACUUGCCAAGGAAGUUGAUCCCACAGGUGAAAGGACAUUUGGGGUGUUGACAAAGCUAGAUUUGAUGGACAAAGGAACCAAUGCUUUGGAUGUCCUUGAAGGAAGGUCUUAUCGUCUGCAACAUCCUUGGGUUGGUAUAGUAAAUCGAUCCCAAGCGGACAUCAAUAGAAAUGUUGAUAUGAUUGUUGCUAGACGUAAGGAGCGUGAGUAUUUUGCAACCAGUUCUGAUUAUGGGCACUUGGCCAAUAAGAUGGGUUCAGAAUACCUUGCAAAACUUCUCUCACAGCAUUUGGAGUCAGUAAUCAGGGCAAGGAUACCUAGUAUAACAUCUUUAAUAAACAAAAGUAUCGAAGAACUUGAAUCGGAGAUGGAUCAUCUUGGGAGACCUAUUGCUCUUGAUGCUGGGGCUCAAUUAUACACCAUCCUAGAACUUUGCCGAGCAUUUGAACGGAUAUUCAAGGAACAUUUAGAUGGAGGGCGUCCAGGAGGAGAUAGGAUAUAUAAUGUCUUUGACAAUCAGCUUCCUGCUGCUUUACGGAAGCUUCCACUUGACCGGCAUCUUUCUCUCCAGAAUGUAAGAAAAGUGGUGUCAGAGGCUGAUGGUUAUCAGCCUCACUUGAUUGCCCCAGAGCAAGGUUACAGGCGCUUGAUUGAGGGGGCUCUCGGUUACUUUAGAGGCCCAGCUGAAGCUUCAGUAGAUGCUGUUAACUUUGUUUUGAAAGAACUCGUAAGGAAAUCAAUAGCUGAAACAAAGGAACUGAAGCGCUUCCCAACAUUUCAAGCCGAACUAGCUGCAGCAGCAAAUGAGGCUUUAGAAAGGUUCCGUGAAGAGAGUAAGAAGACAACUGUUCGGCUUGUAGACAUGGAAUCUUCAUAUCUCACUGUGGAUUUCUUCCGGAGACUUCCUCAAGAAGUGGAGAAAUCUGGAACUCCUGCUGCCACAAAUAUUGACCGAUAUGCAGAGGGGCAUUUCAGGAGAAUUGCAUCAAAUGUGUCAUCCUAUAUAGGGUUGGUGGCAGACACGCUUAGAAACACAAUUCCAAAGGCUGUUGUCUAUUGUCAGGUCAGACAAGCAAAACAGUCAUUGCUAAACCAUUUCUACACCCAAAUAGGGAAGAAAGAGGGUAAACAGCUAUCGCAAAUGUUAGAUGAAGACCCUGCAUUGAUGGAGAGGAGACAACAGUGUGCAAAAAGGCUUGAACUAUAUAAAGCAGCAAGGGAUGAAAUUGAUUCUGUUUCCUGGGUACGAUGAGCUUGGAUUCUGUUGCCCUCAUCUUGAUGAUAGUGAUCGAUCAUGGGUUGGCUGGACCCUGAUGUAAUUUACAUAUUUACUAUCAUAUUUUGUUAAUGUUCUUGAUUGUAGGAUAACAUUGGAGUUACGUUGAUUGUCUGAAUGUAUGGUAUACUUCCAUACAGACCUUGGUGAUCCCUUCUUUGGUUGUUACUGUGAUAUGUAGAUAGUAGAUUAAAUUUGUGUAUUUGUGUGUAUUCUUUGUGAUCUCCUUCUUUGGUUGUCUAUUUGUGUUUUCUUUGUAAUCUCAGCCUUGAGUCUCAAAACGACUAUUUUGGUAUUCCAAUGUUUAUCUUCCUUUUCUUGACACUGAAAAACCAAAAGUGGCCGAGAAGUCGUCAGCCCCAGAGGAAAGUUGACAUGAGUUGACGAUGAAUCAUACCCAAAUUGAAGAUUGAUUAAACUUCGGCAAAAUAGAGAUACGCAGAAGAGACAACAAAUUGAGUAAAAAAUAACUCAUCUAAUUACUAAGGCAGGAAGUUUUACAACUGAUCUUGUUCAAGUGGCAAGGUUGAAGGUUAUACAGAAGAUCGUUGAAAAGUUCCAAGGUUUGAAGGAAAUUAUGGAAAAGUGCCAAAGAAAAUUACAUGUCGAAGAGGACGCCUAAUUAGUUAGCAGAUUCCAAUGUCUUCUGUACAGGAUUUUUUCUUAUUAUUCUAUCUGUAGUUGCACCGUUUUCUAGUUGGUCCUGGUUAAUGUAUAUAUUAACUUUUUUAGAGCUA
This is a messenger RNA of Glycine soja, 2838 nucleotides long. Its product is annotated as dynamin-related protein 1E. NCBI's taxonomy places the organism in Eukaryota, Viridiplantae, Streptophyta, Magnoliopsida, Fabales, Fabaceae. The record is from RefSeq and is a predicted model, not a curated record. The coding region runs from base 227 to 2077 and encodes 616 amino acids. Gene Ontology annotation, cellular component: cytoplasm; membrane; microtubule. Gene Ontology annotation, molecular function: microtubule binding; GTP binding; GTPase activity. The transcript has 15 exons.